AUGAAGCUCCUCACACUCAACUUCCUCACAUGCGCUCGGAAGUCAUGCAAAUCCUCCCCCGCCGCGUUUCCUCUACAUCCCAAAGAAGCCGAACUCGAACAAGUUGAGCUCGAUCUAAAUCCGCUAUUCCUCACGAACAUGCUGCCGAGACUGGACUGGGCAGCGAUGAAAACUUUGGCACAAGAACUUGGUCUGCCCAAUCUUCCUGCUGAGACUCCCGCCGCCGAGGAGAUGGAGUCCGAGGACGGCGAACCUUCGCAAACGCUCAAGGACCUGCAUACACUGCUGAUGGAGACGAGUAUUGCAUCGGGAAAGUUGGUUUGCGGAAACUGUGAGCAUGAGUAUGCUGUGAAGGAGGGCAUCGCGAACUUUCUCCUGCCGAGCCAUCUGGUUUGA
Molecule: messenger RNA, 396 nt
Organism: Zymoseptoria tritici IPO323
Lineage: Eukaryota; Fungi; Ascomycota; Dothideomycetes; Mycosphaerellales; Mycosphaerellaceae
Exons: 2
Coding region: 1-396 (131 amino acids)
Biological process (GO): peptidyl-glutamine methylation; rRNA (guanine-N7)-methylation; tRNA methylation
Molecular function (GO): protein heterodimerization activity
Source: RefSeq, a predicted model, not a curated record